Miscanthus lutarioriparius is the source of this 1290-nucleotide messenger RNA. Lineage: Eukaryota; Viridiplantae; Streptophyta; Magnoliopsida; Poales; Poaceae. The record is from the annotation of a GenBank genome assembly.
AUGUCCUUGCGGGGCCGCAGCAGCUGCAGCCGGCGCCGCGCCCCCGGAGUUCGCGCGGCGGCGGCGGCGGAGGGUGCUUCGCGGGCGACGGAGCCCGUGGAGGUGGUCGGCGUAGGCAGCCGGAAGGACGCCGUCAUUGACUUCUGCCUGGGCUCACGCACGCUGUCCUCCACCCCCAUCCGCUUCUGGACAGUACAUGUGAUUGAUAAUUCUAAAGUUCAGUUAAUACAAAAAGGUCAUGGAACUGAUGCAGUGUUCAGAGACUUGGAACCUCCUUAUUUCUUCAUCUGUGCCCCCAUGGUUUCUAGUGUGGGACAAGAUGCUGAUCAUAUUACUGCAAUGGAACUUCUUAGCGCUGUCAAAUCUGCUGGUAAUCUGGCUGCAUCAAUAUUUUUGAAGCCCUUCUGCUUUGAGGGACAAAGAAGGCAAGUAGAGGCAGCUGAUUUGAUUAGCAAACUUCAAACGUGCUCAAAAGUUUUUAGAGCUCUAAACUUUAGAUCUGGGGAUCCAAACAGGCUCUUAGUGAAAAACCAUUAUGAUGAAAGUGUUUCCACAGUACAAGAGGGCUUUCUUUCAAAUUUGGCCUUGCAUUUUCCUUUUAUAUCCUCUCUUAUGGGAGGAGAUAUCCCUGAGCAGAAACAAAUUAGGUCUAAGCAUUCCUUUAAUCAUCUGCCUGACAACAGAUCUAAUUCUGUAGAACAAGACGAAUUCUCACAACUUUCUAAUUGGUCAUCUGAUGCUACUGUUUCCAAAUUAUUUCCUGAAGAAUUUGAGGAUUUGGAAUCUGUGAGUAAUGACAGGAAUGAGAGAAUAAAGCCAGAAUCUCUGGAAGGUAAUUUGGCAGUUACUGGAGAAAUGAGCAAAGACGAUAACAGAGAGCAUUUAGUUUCACAGCAGGAACAUCGUUUCUUGAGCAACUCCCCUGGUUUUGAUAUUGCACAACUGUGGGCUAAACAGCAUGCGAUGGCAAGUGGAAGCAGUAAAAAUGAUAAGCUUGAUAUUGUCGCUCAUCCUGUUGGUGUAAAACUUAGCAAAGUUCAGUCUGAUCAUUCUCCAAAUACGCAGCCUGAAACUCUUGGUGCUGACACAACUGUUGCUACUGGACAUGCUGCCUUUGGAGUACCAUUUUCUGAUGUUCGUUUGGAGAAAGUAAUGGGCGUGUGUAGUUCUGCAGUCACAUUUCUGAGGAAUAGAAUGGAUAGGUCUCGAAAGCGUGGCUCAAACUCAAUAUCCAGCCGGGCUGCCCUGAUGCUCGUUAGUUUCUCUCUCUCUCCUGCAUACUUAUCUUGA